Molecule: messenger RNA, 789 nt
Organism: Gregarina niphandrodes
Lineage: Eukaryota; Apicomplexa; Conoidasida; Eugregarinorida; Gregarinidae
Exons: 6
Coding region: 1-789 (262 amino acids)
Source: RefSeq, a predicted model, not a curated record
AUGUCCCGAAACCGUGUGAAAUUAAUUAUUGUAGUUUGGAAGAACCUCGUUGACCUAAAGACGUCAUUAGAGAAAGAAAUAGAUAGUUUGGUGAAAGAACAAGUAGCACAAUCAGAUGAGUUGCAAAAUCAAGAUGAAUGGACAAAUGUUUGCGAGAUGUUGAAGCAGCAAAGAGACGCACUUGAGGCCGAGAUCGAGGCAGCGAAUAAACGCAUACAGGUUCUUGACGAGGAGCAUGCCAAGCCAACUAUGAAGGAUGUACAGGAGAGCUUAGCCAGCUUAAGAGACUCCCGGAAGAAACGAAUGGAGAUAAUGGCUACCAGGCAACAAGUAGAAAAUUUAUUGGAGGAAUAUCAUGGGAUAGUUGUUCCAUCCACUGAUGAAGAGGAGCUUAUCGGUGUUCAAGAUCUGCUCAUGGAAGAAGAAGAAACAAUGAUCGCGUUUUAUGAAGCAAAACUGAAACGGAAUUCGAGAAUUUUCGAUAUAAAUGUCUCCCAGCAAGCUCCAUCUCAAGAUAUUGCCCUUGUUUUAACUCCAAAAGGUGACUGGUUCGAAUUCUGGUCCCGGAAUCGGUCAGGUUGUCCUUCAUUGAAAUUUAUUAAGGUCGUUUAUUCGAGAACGUCACCUACACCAAAGGAUAUAUCUAUCAAAGUUAACACGUCAGAUAUACCGAUAGGUAAUUUCGAUCAGGUCAUGAAUCCAUUCAUUCAAAAAAUAAUGGCGUGGAAACAAAGCAUGCUGCAAUCAACGCAUCUCGAUCUUCAUGGCCUUAUCAAGUUAUUCUUCUGA